Molecule: messenger RNA, 2301 nt
Organism: Phyllostomus discolor (pale spear-nosed bat)
Lineage: Eukaryota; Metazoa; Chordata; Mammalia; Chiroptera; Phyllostomidae
Product: UDP-glucuronosyltransferase 2A1-like
Molecular function (GO): UDP-glycosyltransferase activity
Source: RefSeq, a predicted model, not a curated record
ACAUCAAACUGCAUCAUGUUAAAAAACACUCUACUCUUGUCUCUUCAGAUGAGUCUCGUGGGAAUCACUCUUGGUGGGAAUGUUCUGAUUUGGCCAACGGAAGGUAGUCAUUGGCUAAAUAUUAAGAUAAUUAUAGAUGAGCUGAUUAAAAAACAGCAUAAUGUGACUGUCCUAGCUUCUUCUGCUGCACUUUACAUCAAGCCCACCCAUACUCCAUCUCUGACAUUUGAAGUAUAUAAAGUGGCCUCUGGCCCAGAAAAAAAUGCAGAAGUGCUCAGGAACUUUGUUUUGACCUGGUUGGAAAAUAGACCAUCCCCUUCAACCAUUUGGAGAUUCUAUCAUGAAAUUGGCAAAGUCUUAGAGGACUUCCACAGGAUGUGUAGAGGAAACUGUGAUGGUGUUCUCAAAAACCAAAAGCUGAUGGAAAAGCUGAAGAAAAGCAAAUUUGAGGUCAUGGUAUCAGAUCCAGUAUUUCCUUGUGGUGAUAUAAUAGCUUUAAAACUUGGAAUUCCAUUUAUGUACACCUUGAGGUUUUCUCCAGCAUCGACAGUGGAAAAACACUGUGGGAAAACACCAUACCCUCCUUCCUACGUUCCUGCCAUUUUAUCAGAACUCACUGACCAGAUGCCUUUUACUGACAGAAUAAGAAAUUUCAUCUCCUACCAUCUACAGGACUACAUCUUUGACAGUCUUUGGAAAUCAUGGGAUUCCUACUAUAGUGAAGCUUUAGGAAAACCCACUACAUUAUGUGAGACUAUGGGGAAAGCAGAAAUUUGGCUAAUGAGGACAUAUUGGGAUUUUGAAUUUCCUCGUCCAUACUUACCUAAUUUUGAGUUUGUAGGAGGACUGCAUUGUAAACCUGCCAAACCAUUGCCUAAGGAAUUGGAAGAAUUUGUCCAAAGUUCAGGUGAACAUGGUUUUGUGUUGUUUACUCUGGGUUCAAUGGUCAAAAACCUCACAGAAGAAAAAGCCAGUCUCAUUGCCUCAGCCCUUGCUCAGAUUCCACAGAAGGUUUUAUGGAGAUACACAGGAAAUAUACACACAUUAGGAGCCAAUACCCGACUCUAUGAGUGGAUGCCCCAGAAUGAUCUUCUUGGUCAUCCCAAAACCAAAGCUUUUAUCACUCAUGGUGGAACAAAUGGAAUCUAUGAAGCCAUUUAUCAUGGGGUUCCUAUGGUAGGAGUUCCCAUGUUUGCUGAUCAGUAUGAUAACAUUGUUCACAUGAAGGCCAAAGGAGCAGCUGUGGAAGUGAACAUAAACACAAUGACAAGUGCAGAUUUGCUCAAUGCCUUGAGAACAGUCAUUAAUGAUCCUUCUUACAAAGAGAAUGCUAUGAGGUUAUCAAGAAUUCAACACGAUCAACCUAUAAAGCCCCUGGAUCGAGCGGUCUUCUGGAUCGAGUUUGUCAUGCGCCACAAAGGAGAACACCUUCGGCCAGCUGCUCACAAUCUCACCUGGUUCCAAUACUUCUUGGAUGUGAUUGGGUUCCUGCUGACCUGUGUGGCAGCUGCUGUAUUUUUGGUCACAAAAUGUUGUUUAUUUUCUUGUCGAAAAGUUGGUAAAACAGGAAAGAAAAAAAAGAGGGAAUAACAUCAUUUCCAGUGUGAUGAAGGCCUAAAUGGGCAAUCCUUUUCAGUUUCACCACAAUGACCUAAUGAAAAUAUAUCAUGCUUUCAAAAUUUCUAUUUUUUUCUAACUUAGUCCACAGGAAAAGCCAAGAAUUGGACAGUAUCAUUAACUAGCAAGCAUGUCCCAUUCUUCCUUUUUCUUUUGUCAGAUGGUAUUACCCCCUUCCUCUCACUUUCCUGGCAUAGGGACAUUAAUAAUUUUAUGUAUAUUCUAUACAAAAUAUCAAAACUUUAUUUUUAACCCUAAGCAAUAUGCUACUAAUAAUAUGCUACAUUCUGGGGAACUUAAUAAAUAUGAGUUAAGUUAGAUGGAUAUAAAGGACACAACAUAGGAAACUAAAAUUCACAAGAGUCCUCUGGAACAUACAAGUCAGGGAAACAUCAUAGAAGAUUAAUAUGUUAUAAGAAUGGUAGUUAUUUUUUUUCAUAAAAUUAAGCCUUUCUGCUUGCCUAAUAUUACUAGGGUCAGACCAUAAAUUGAUAACUGGAUAGUACAUCACACUCAGACAAGUCUACAAAUUUCCAUUGAACACAUACAUAAUCAUGACUUAUGUUCCACCUGGGUACCCUUUAGUGCAAAGGUCUGGGCAUUACCUUCAAACAAAAGUGAACAAUUAAGUCAUUAUUUUUCUCAAGGACAGAGAAUGUAGCAAUAAUUAAAGGUAAACAGAUA